CCCCCCUCUCAUGACGGAGAUGAGCGUGUGUGUGUGCGGGUAGGAGGAGGGAACGGGAGGGAAUCUCGGCCGGGGUUUGAGAGGGAAGAGUGGGUAAGGUGGUCAGGACCCACCCCCUCUUAUUUUACUCUGCCUUUCGCGCACCGCUUUGCGCGCCCUGCAUUGAAGGGGCUGAGCGGAGGCGGCGUGAGACCCGGGAGAGCUGUGAAGGCUUCGGCCACCGCUGGGAAUUGGCUGCUGCUGCUGCAUGCGAUGUUCUGUCACAACGGGCGGGCAUCGCCACCGGCACCUCUGCAAGGGAGCGGCUUAUGAGAACGACUCUAAUUCCUGCAGCUGCUGCUUGAAUCAACCCGUCCCCUCUGCCAAGAGAGCUACUGCCGAUUUGCCCAUUGUUCAGUUGCGAGAGCGAUGACUGAUCCCAGCGCCACCAUGGAUGGCAAAUCGAUAGACGCCGACGGUGUAGAGAAUGAUCCGAAGAGCCCCAAGAAGAUUCAGUUUGAAAUGCCUUCGUUCCAGACGUACCUGGAUCCCGCCUCGAGCGAACAGAUCAGACGCCGCAGACCCACGCCAGCCUCUCUCAUUCUUCUGAGUGAUCAGUCAUCCCCAGAGGAGGAACAAACAUCGUGUGUGACAGGCAUUAAUUAUUUGGCGCAAACUUCACAACCAAGACCGCUAAGUGUCUUCAACCCACCUACAAGGAAAGAGCUGCAGGAGCUGGUGAGAUUCAGCAUGGCACGGGAUGGGCGUGAGAGCGAAAUCUCGUCGCCGGAGGACACCUCGACAAGCCCCACCAACGGGUCGCUUCCGAGCGGCAACGGCGGCGACACCGAUCACCAUGGGCGCGACGAAGCCGGCAAGAAGACGAGCAGUGGAGAAACGCAGGAAGCGGUGUGUGCGGGCAGCGAGACCGCUCCCGAAGAAAAUGCCCAUGGAGGGAAACCGCUGCAAGACUGUCGCAUGGACAACAGUUCCAGUGAACGGUCCUAGCACCGUCGACAUUCUCACAGCGAGCGAGUGACGUCAGCUCUCCUCGGAGGAUGGUGUCAUCAGGAUCUUUGAUACCUGCGGUGCAACGUGCGACGCGUUUGUCGCUGGAGCCCUGACAAUCUUCUGGCCGGCACUCGCGCAUCUCCCUCUCAUAAUAUGGACGGCACCGCUUGGCCUCUGGGGACAAUCGUUUUAUUGAAUGCGUGCGACUGCUUUCAUUGCCCCCCUCGCCUGCAGCAGCUUACACUGACCCGUGAUUCUCCGACGCUCAUCUGGUCACCACACGGGACCCAGGGGACACCAGGGGUUCGGCGCAUGGCUGGCAUCGCCUGGGAAGAGGCGUCGGUGAAAUGGGCCUCUCCAAUGUCAAUUUGGAUAAAUUUGGAUUUUUCCAUUUUUUAUUACCUUUCAUAAUUUCUCACUGGAAUAAUAUAGGCUGAGAAGGCAGCGGCGGAGGCUCACUGCACACUGUGCCGCUGCUUGUUGAGUUAUAUACGGGGCUUAAUUUUUCACUGAAUAAUAUUCGCGUCGGGAGUAGGCCUCGAGACGGACCGUAGGGUGGUCACCGCCAUAGUGAGAAGUUUGUUGGAUGUGAUGUGAUUGCUAAAAUGCGGGUCGUGGAACCAAGAAAGACCCGUCUGAAAUUAAACCUUGGUUGUAUACAGUAUUGCCAUUGUAAUCACGGCAGCAGUACUUUAUGCUGGCAUGACAUAUCCCUUGCUCUUGAAAUGCACAGUGUUCAGCAUCAUGCCCUUGUGUUCUCGUCAUCUUCAUUUGUGGCAUUUACAUUUCUUGUGUUGCUUUGUAAAGGAGAUGGACAGAGGACGUUAUAGUCCCGUUCGAGCUGGUUGAGUGGUUGUGGCCGGGAUUUAGGAUGUGACACGACUUUUGUCAGGAGCCGUCGAUGACAGCUGGGGACAGAGACUCGUCGUUUUUACAUCCGUGACCUUUCUGUCUGACAUGCGCCCAUGCAGUGACCAACCACUGUGAACAACGGUCAAUAAUUGAAUCCCAUUUAAGCUUCUAACCUCGCCUUGAACUGUACACUGUGUUAAAAUCAGUCACGGUGAUAACAUAAUAUGAGUUCACUGUCAAUGUUAGUCAGAGUUUUGGAAUGUCACCAAAGUAGGUCCACUAAUGUCAGAUAAGGGCACAAUGGGUUCAUUUUGAAAAUGGACAAUGCGACUUUACAGGACGUUACACAAUACUGAGCAUUGAAAAGUUUUUUUUUAAGUAGCUUUUUGCACAAGUUUAGCAUUCUCGCACGUCCUAUCUCACUUUGCAUGCCCAGCAACAACACUGAAAUGCACAAAAGAUUUCUCACCCUGGAAUUUUUCCGAUGCCCUGUGCCAUUUUCACUGUGUCUAAUAUUGAUCGUCCUAUCGGUCAUGCCAUUACAAGACAAUAACUAGUACAUGUGACGGUUGAUGGUGGUUUUAUACAGCCUUCACUGGGAAUCAAACAAGUCACUAAGUUUGUAGUGCAGUGCACUAACCACUGCGCAAUCGCUCAACCCAUAUGUAGUCUGUACAAAUUCAAAUGAAGACCUAACGAGACUGAACGCUAGCUUGCUGUAGGUUGGAUAUUUUUGGCACGGAAAAAUGGCACAUUUUUUAUAUUAUAUCAGAAGUGAUGUAUCAUUGCUUCUUUCUGUUGGAAAAUGGGACACUAACUACAAGAAUUUGCUGCACACAGUCGUGCGUUGGGCCUGGGUAAUUGAAUGGUUUUAACAACACAAAGGUGUCCAGCUUUGCAUGUACAAAUGAUCUUAGCCUUAUCCAGACCACCAGCUCAAAAUAAUUGCAUGUGUGCCCAUAUUGUCGUUUAAUCCACCAACUCAAAGAGUUUAGAAAAUGUGCCCAUCCUUAGGGCAGCAGUGAGGCAAAGACAACCAUUGGCUGGUUUCAUUCUCAUGCAGACUCAUCAGCACACUAAAAUCAUCACAUUUCAUGCUAGCGGUAGGAGCAGCCACAUUUUUCACACAUUUUUCUCAACUCUUCUCAAAGAGUUGGGAAAACGACAAAAUGGCCACAUAUGCAGCUAUUUUGAGCUGGUCUGGGUAAGCCAGGGAGCGUUUGUACAUGCAAUAUUGUACUCAUUUGAUGUAUUGUUAAACCUAUGUUUUUCCGGCCGCAUUAAUUUCUCUGGUUUGAUGGGUUUUCUCAUCAUUUGCAGAUUUGAAUGAUUGGGCAAAGUAGACAGGCGUCAGAACAGUGUUUAAUGAGGCCCAUUUGCUCGUCUGAGCUCACCUGUCCCACCCCCAGGUGUAGCUGCGCUUAUUUCAUCAGAUGACCGACUUUAGGUGCAUAGAGAGCGGCUUGCUCCAAGCUAUGGGCAGAGAUGAUGCGAGAGCUUUCUGGUGUCAUUUUAAAACCCUUGCUGUUUGAUUCACAUUUUUAAUAUGAUUGUUGAACAGGCAUUAGUUGAUAUUGUACAUUUCUCACUUAUUAAUAUAUACGGUAUUUGAGUCGGGGAGAAUUACUCGCAGUGGAACAUAUUUUAAGUUAGGAAAACUGUUGUAAUCACUUUGUAUGAAAGCUGUCAUGACCACACAAAGCCAUCAUAACGUUUUUAACAUAUUCAUAUAUCCACAAUUGUAAUUUAAAAGUAGAACGAUGCAGAAUCAGUCAAUAAAAAUCUUAACCUUA
This is a messenger RNA of Petromyzon marinus (sea lamprey), 3635 nucleotides long. Lineage: Eukaryota; Metazoa; Chordata; Hyperoartia; Petromyzontiformes; Petromyzontidae. The record is from RefSeq and is a predicted model, not a curated record.